Messenger RNA from Vitrella brassicaformis, 1388 nucleotides. The record is from the annotation of a GenBank genome assembly. NCBI's taxonomy places the organism in Eukaryota, Vitrellaceae.
GCUGUCCUCACAUUCAUGAAUGAGGCCGCCACGCUAACGCUGCCUGACUGCCUCGUUAUCCAACAGGCUCUCUGGCAGACGUCUGUUACAAAUGACGCUUGCGUUGUCGACAGCUGAUGGCUAUUUUGCGUGGCCAAGGGAGCAAAAGAGUCGUCCGGAUAUAAAAUGUAGGCACCGAUGAAAGACACCUGCAGACACACACCGGCACGGAAAUGAAGGAGACAUUAUCGAACCGCUGGCUGCCCUGCCCAGGAUGCCCACCCACUCACUCACUCACUCCAUCCCCUCCACCUCGCCGAACUUGGCGGCCAGCGGGCAGCAGGGCCGACCACUGGAGAGUGGGCGGCCGUCGGGCGCGACGAACUGCUCCAUGUGGUCCUGCCACUCCAGCACGGCCAGCGUCUCCUUCCACAGCACUUGCGAGUAGCUCUCCAGGGCCGGCCGCAGGCUCCCCCUCUCAGCACGGCGUUAAGCAACACGCACAGCCCCCACUUGAUAGUCGGCGCGCCCACCCACACGGCCUCCUCCUCCCCCUCGCCAACCAAGAUGCCGUCGGCCCUGAGCUGCUGCUUCAGCUCGCUGGCGGCGAUGAGGUCGCUGUCCUCCUCAUUCUCGGCCUCCUGCUUGACGGCGAUAUUGAGGAGCACCGAUUCCGGCGGCCGGAACCCCGGGGUGCCCUCUGGAGCCUGAUCGGCGGCCAGGCGGCGGGCCAACCGCAGCGGGAUGAGGGCGCUGGUGGCCGGGUCGAGGAAGGGCGGAUUGGGGCUGGUGGUGGACUGCACCUUGACCGUGUUGGCGAGGUCGAUGAAUCUCACCGACCCGCCAACAUCAGCCGGCUGCUGGGGCGAUGCCGACCGGAGGGCCGACCACUUCAGAAAGACGUUGCUCCAGGCCGGCCUGAGCGGCUGCGAUGUGGCCUUGGGUCAUGAGGUCCAGGGCAUUGGUGACGACCAGUAGGUCUUGUGCCACCGCGGCCCUCUUCUGGGCCGUCCUGCCGCUGUACCGGUCGGCGAUGACCUCCACGCUGUACUCGGCCCGCAGCGGCUGCGACAGGUUGUACUUGGCCUGCUCGUCCUUAGUGUCCAGCAGCAGAUCCCGCUGCUCCACAAACUCCUCUGCAACAGACGUCGAACCACACAGACAAGAUAGAGAGGGACAGCCAGUCAGUGGGACCGUUGCCUGUGUCGUACUGCGUGUGUUGCCUCACACACCUGUCACUCGAGGCAUGCCGAUGACCACACAACACAGUCCACAAGGCCAUCCCACCUCGGGCAUCGUGUGGCGUCGGCGUCCUCGAAGAGGAGCUGCAGAAACAGCGGGUCGCCCUCAUCCUGGCGCAUGCGGUCUGCCUCCCUCUGCAGCCCCGGCCCUAAACGCCGGCAGUCUGC